AAUGGGAUCCUAAAAUAAAUAAAUCUAUAGAUCUAAUUACAGGAAAUCCAAUUGCUUUAAAAUUAGCAUUAUAGAAUUAGAAGAAGGAACCAAAUUUUGUUAUUCCAGAAAUCUUUGGAUGAGAAUAUUAAGGGUAUUAUUAUAAUGUAAUUUUAUGUUAGGAUUGGAAGGAUUACUGAAAGAAGCAGAAGUAUUUAAUUUAAAUCAUGAAUUUGUUGAGGAGAGCGUUUAAUAAAUAAAGAGAAUGAAAAAUGAAU
Messenger RNA from Paramecium sonneborni, 257 nucleotides. The record is from the annotation of a GenBank genome assembly. Lineage: Eukaryota; Ciliophora; Oligohymenophorea; Peniculida; Parameciidae.